AUGAGCCUCGACUGCACGCAAGCGCAUCCUCGAAACAAAAGAAGUACAUCGGCGGCCACGUUGUCGCUGAAGUUGUUUUUGGACGAUGGGUUCAUCAUGGACAUGCGAAGCUUGACGUGCCGAGAUGACGUUUUGCGUUACGGGGUGAACGCGGAACAGGAAACCCUGGCGUUUCUCCUUCAGCAUGAAGUUCGCUCACGAGGGUCGUCUGCAGCGCUCAAGGCACUACAAAAGAUCCAUCGUUCAGGCGCCCUCAAUGCCAGGAUUGCACACUACCAUCAAUUGAUAGCAUCGGGAAUGACCACUUGCCCGGCACCACCAGCCACACAUGAUAUCCUCGAAGAAAUGGCCGCGUCAUAA
This is a messenger RNA of Aphanomyces astaci, 360 nucleotides long. RefSeq lists its product as hypothetical. Lineage: Eukaryota; Oomycota; Saprolegniomycetes; Saprolegniales; Verrucalvaceae. Bases 1 to 360 code for a protein of 119 amino acids. The record is from RefSeq and is a predicted model, not a curated record. The transcript has a single exon.